Microthlaspi erraticum is the source of this 1608-nucleotide messenger RNA. The record is from the annotation of a GenBank genome assembly. Lineage: Eukaryota; Viridiplantae; Streptophyta; Magnoliopsida; Brassicales; Brassicaceae.
AUGAAGCAACUUGGGUUCACGUUAGUUCUUCUGUUAGCUGUGGCGACUAGCAAAGGCGAAGAUUUUACUUGCGAAGAGAACGAGCCAUUCACAUGCAACCAAACUGCUCGUUUCAACAGUGGCAGUUUUGAAAAAGACUUCAUCUUUGGUGUUGCAUCUUCUGCUUACCAGAUCGAAGGCACCAUGGGUCGUGGUCUCAACGUUUGGGAUGGCUUCACUCACCGAUGGCCAAGUAAAGCAGGACCCGAUCAUGGGAAUGGAGACACUACGUGUGACUCAUAUUCCUAUUGGGAGAAAGAUAUAGACGUGCUCGACGAACUCAAUGCUACUGGCUAUAGAUUCUCCUUCGCGUGGUCAAGAAUCAUUCCAAGAGGAAGGAGGAAUAGGGGAGUGAACAAAGAUGGUAUUAAGUACUACAGAGAUCUUAUAAAAGGUCUCCAAGACAGGAAUAUAACCCCUUUCGUUAGCCUCUUUCACUGGGAUCUUCCUCAAGUUCUGCAAGAUGAUUAUGAAGGUUUCUUGAGUCCCCAGAUCAUAGAUGAUUUCAGAGAUUAUGCGGAUCUAUGUUUCGAGGAAUUUGGUGACAUAGUAAAGAACUGGAUCACAAUAAACCAGCUCUACUCAGUGCCUAUAAGAGGCUACGGAGUGGGAUCAGAUGCACCCGGUCGAUGUUCCCAUUGGCAAGAUAGCUCAUGUUACGCCGGAAAUUCAGCAACAGAACCCUACAUCGUUGCACAUAACCAGCUUCUUGCUCAUGCCACGGUCGUGGAUCUUUACAGGAGGAAAUAUAAGCCAACACAAGGAGGACAGAUUGGACCUGUGAUGAUAACUAGAUGGUUUCUUCCAUAUAAUAUCACUGAUAAAACCAGCAUAGAAGCAACUGAGAGGAUGAAAGAAUUCUUCAUGGGAUGGUUCAUGGAGCCGCUAACAAAAGGUAAAUAUCCAGACGUCAUGAGGGAAUAUGUGGGUUGUCGGCUACCAGAGUUCACGGAAGAAGAAUCCGCACUUGUAAAGGGUUCCUAUGAUUUUCUUGGUCUCAACUAUUACUUCACUCAGUACGCCCAAGAGGCAGCCCCAGCUCCUAGGGUCUCUGCCAUGUCGGACCCACGCGUACAAUUUUCAUUUGUUAAUGCAAGUAACCAUACCAUUGGUCCACUGUUCAUGGGCGACGUCCAUUACUACCCAAGAGGCAUAUUAGAUAUAAUGAAGCAUUUCAAAGAAAGAUAUGGUGACCCUUUAAUAUAUGUCACCGAGAACGGAUUAGCUACUCCCGGUGAUGUAACCGCUGAGGUGGGUAUGGUCGAUCCAGAGAGGAUUGAUUAUCUCUGUAGUCAUCUCUGUUUUAUCAGUAAGGCCAUCAAGGAGUUUAACGUCAACGUGAAAGGAUAUUUUGCGUGGGCUCUUGGGGAUAAUUAUGAAUUCGGAGCAGGCUUUACCAUCAGAUAUGGACUCAGUUUCAUUGAUUGGAAUAAUGUCACUGAUAGAGACCUCAAAGUUUCUGGCAAAUGGUACCAAAAGUUCAUACGCGGUCCCAUAAAGCCUGCCAAACAAGAUUUCCUCCGCUCAAGCCUCUCCUUCGAAAACAAUAAGAAGCUCAAAGAUGCAUGA